Messenger RNA from Tetrahymena thermophila SB210, 789 nucleotides. Its product is annotated as thioredoxin family protein. NCBI's taxonomy places the organism in Eukaryota, Ciliophora, Oligohymenophorea, Hymenostomatida, Tetrahymenidae. The record is from RefSeq and is a predicted model, not a curated record. The transcript has a single exon. Gene Ontology annotation, biological process: cell redox homeostasis.
AUGGCUGAGUCAAUUAAUUAAAAAGCUCUAGAGUAUAUGGAGAAUCUGGAAGAAGAAACUCCCAAAUUUAAAGAUGCAAUUGAAACAGAAGAGUUAGUUUUGAAGCUAUUUGAAAAUAUAGCCAAUUAUCCUCUAGAUGAAAAAUAUAAAAAGAUAAAAACAACUAAUCCAAAAAUAGAAUCUGUUAUCUUUAAGAGAUGGCAAAAAGCAUCUACAUUUUUUGAAACAGUAGGAUUUAAAAAAGAAGGAGAAUUUUACAUUUUAGGAGAUUCUUCCUUAGGCAACGUUGUUAGCUUGAUAAACGAAAUAAGAAAUCGUAUAAAAUUCAAUUAUGAAGUUUAUGAAUAGACUGAUGAAGGAAUGAAGGAAAAAUAAGAGAAAGAAAAGUAAAUCUUGCUCUAGUUACAAUAGCUUUAAAUAGAAUAAGCACAAAAAUAGCAAGCAAACGCAUCAAAAAUUAUAUAAAUUAAUGGGGCUUAAGAUUUUUAAGCAAAAGUAUUAAACUCAGAUAAGCCUGUGAUUGUUGAUUUCUAUGCAGAUUGGUGUCCUCCAUGCAAAAAAUUAGCAGCUUUAAUCGAAACUGAAAUAUAAAAUAGUAAUGGCUGGCUUGUAGCUAAAAUAAAUGGAGAUAACCCACUUAAUAAGCCAUUAUCAGCUUCCCAUCAAGUUUCAGGCAUUCCUGCCAUAUUUUUGUAUCAUAAGGGACAAUUAGUAAGAGAGUUUUCGUUCACAGGUUUUAAUCCUAUGUCUUUAUAAAAGAUGAUUUAAAAAGCAUCUAGUUUAUGUUGA